This is a messenger RNA of Miscanthus lutarioriparius, 2037 nucleotides long. NCBI's taxonomy places the organism in Eukaryota, Viridiplantae, Streptophyta, Magnoliopsida, Poales, Poaceae. The record is from the annotation of a GenBank genome assembly.
AUGGCCUCGUCCCACGACCUCACCGCCAUGCUCCUCUUGCUCUUCUCCAUCCUCUCCGGCGUGUUGACGCCGCUGCAAGUCCAGGCGCAGCAGCCCUACGGCAGCCAGAUCGCGGACUGCACUAACCAGCACAACUCCUCCGGCCUGCUCGGCUACUUCUGCGGCGCCGGCAGCGCGCCGUCGUGCCCGACCUUCCUCACCUUCACCGCGCGGGCGCCGCGCUCCAGCCUGGCCUCCAUCGGGGCGCUCCUCGGCGCCGACCCCGCCACCGUCUUGGCGCCGCCCAACGAGCAGGCCGCCGCCGCUGGGGCGGAUGCGGACGCGCCGCUCCCGGCGGGGACCCGGGUGCUGGUCCCGGCGGCGUGCGCGUGCACGGCCACGCCGGGCGACGGGCGGUUCUACCAGCGGAACGCCAGCACGUACGUCGCGGCCUCCGGCGACACGCUGCUCAUCAUCGCCAACGACACGUUCCAGGGCCUGACGUCGUGCCAGGCGCUGGAGGCGCAGGCGCUCCGCGGCGCGCCGCCGCAGAGCCUUAAAGCCAGCCAGCCCUCGCCCCCGUUCCUCGUCACCUACCUCGUCGACGUGUCCGACGAGCUCGCCGCCGUGGCCGCGCGGUUCGGGGUCGACGCCGCGACCGUCGCGGAGGCCAACCAGCUGCAGCCGCCGUUCACCAUAUUCCCAUACACCACCCUGCUCAUCCCCGUCGCCGCGCAGCCGAACGUGUCGCGCAUCCAGACGCCGCCGCCGCCUCCCCCGCCUCCGCCGGUGGUUGCGCCUGCGCCGGGGAAGAAGAGCGGUAGCCGUGUCGGGGUCUACAUUGGCGUUGCCGUGGCGGUGGUUGCCGUCGCUACGAUUGCCUCUGCUGGAGCUUUCCUUGCCCUCAGGGCGAGGAGGAGGCGAGCCGGCGCCGUUCUAGCCGCCAGCGAAGUAGUGGCCAAGAAGGAAGGUAAGGCAGGCGACGACACGGCGGCGACGUCGUCGGGUUUCGGCGAGUUCUCCCUCUCCACCAGCGAGGCGUUCUCGAGCAUUUCCGUGACGGACAUCAAGUCGUCGCUGAAGGUGUACACCUACGCGGAGCUCAAGGCGGCCACCGACGACUUCAGCCCGGACCGCUGCAUCGGCGGGUCGGUGUACCGCGCGGCGUUCAACGGCGACGCGGCGGCCGUCGAGGUGGUCGACCGGAACGUGUCAACGGAGGUGGAUCUGAUGCGGAAGAUCAACCACCUGAACCUGAUCCGCCUCAUCGGCCUGUGCCACCACCGCGGGCGGUGGUACCUCGUCACCGAGUACGCCGAGCACGGCGCGCUCCGGGACCGCCUGCUCGCUGCCGCCACGGGCGCUGCAGCGCCGCUGACGUGGGCGCAGCGGGUGCAGGUGGCGUUGGACGUCGCCGAGGGGCUCAGGUACCUGCACGAGUACGCGCGCCCGCCGUGGGUGCACAUGGACGUCAGCAGCGGCAGCGUCCUCCUGGCCGGCGACGGGCCCCGCGCCAAGCUCCGGGGCUUCGGCGCCGCGAGGGCCAUCACGGGCGCCACCGCCGGGGCCGAUGGGGAAGAGGAGGCGCUGUUCACGAUGACAAGCCGCAUCGCGGGGACGCGCGGGUACAUCGCGCCGGAGUACCUGGAGCACGGCGUGGUGUCGCCCAAGGCGGACGUGUACUCGCUCGGCGUCGUGCUCCUGGAGCUCGUCACGGGCAGGGACGCCGAGGAGCUGGUGGGCGACGGCGUGGGCGACCCGUUCGUCGCGCUGCGCGAGCUCGUCGAGGAGCUCGACGGCGGCGGCGGCGCCGUGCUGCAGCGGCUGGAGGAGCUCGUGGACCCGGUGCUGCCGGCGGGGAGCUGCCCGCAGGACGCCGUGGUCAUGGUGGUCAGGCUCAUCGAGAGGUGCGUCAGGCAAGACCCGGCGCGCCGACCCACGACCGGGGCGGUGGCGCAGCGCCUCCUCAAGCUGUCGGGGGUCUCGGUGCUCAGCUGGCGGAACUCGCCGGAGUCGCCGCCCCGCAGCUCCGGCAGUGGAAAAGGCCUCAUGUACUAG